AUGCUCUCCAAAGUAGCCAGUUUGCAGACUGCGGCUCUGCUUCGCCGGGGAGUUCAUUCUUCAGUGGCUCGUGCUGUCUCUGUUGCAACCAAGAAAACCGUCCAAGGCCCUCCGUCUUCCGAUGACAUUUUUGAACGGGAAUCUAAAUACGGCGCUCACAAUUACCACCCUCUACCCGUAGCUCUGGAAAGAGGAAAAGGUAUUUAUGUAUGGGAUGUGGAAGGCAGAAAAUAUUUUGACUUCCUGAGUGCUUACAGUGCCGUCAACCAGGGACACUGUCACCCCAAGAUUGUGGAUGCUCUGAAAAGCCAGGCGGACAAGCUGACGUUGACCUCGAGGGCUUUCUACAACAGCGUCCUUGGGGAGUAUGAAGAAUACAUCACUAAGCUCUUCAGCUACCACAAAGUUCUUCCCAUGAAUACAGGGGUGGAGGCGGGAGAGACGGCCAUCAAACUUGCUCGUAAAUGGGGCUACACCGUCAAGGGCAUUCAGAAGUACAAAGCAAAGGUUGUUUUUGCAGCUGGAAAUUUCUGGGGUAGAACACUGUCUGCCAUCUCCAGCUCCACGGAUCCGACGAGUUAUGAGGGGUUCGGGCCAUUCAUGCCAGGUUUCGAAAUCAUUCCCUAUAAUGACCUGCCGGCUCUUGAGCGUGCUCUGCAGGACCCAACUGUGGCCGCGUUUAUGGUCGAACCCAUUCAGGGGGAAGCAGGCGUUGUUGUUCCAGACCCAGGCUACCUCACGGGCGUGCGCGAGCUCUGCACCCAGCACCAGGUUCUGUUCAUUGCUGAUGAGAUACAGACGGGACUGGCCCGCACCGGCCGAUGGCUGGCCGUUGAUCAUGAGAACGUGAGGCCUGACGUGAUCCUGCUGGGCAAGGCCCUUUCGGGGGGUCUGUACCCUGUCUCCGCAGUGCUGUGUGAUGACGAGGUCAUGCUCACCAUCAAACCCGGGGAGCACGGCUCAACGUAUGGGGGCAAUCCCCUUGGCUGCCGAGUGGCCAUCGCGGCACUGGAGGUCUUGGAAGAAGAAAACCUUGCUGAGAACGCAGACAAGAUGGGUGCUCUCUUGCGGCGUGAGCUCAUGAAGCUGCCGUCUGACGUCGUGACUGCUGUCCGAGGAAGAGGACUGUUGAACGCGAUCGUUAUUAAAGAAACCAAAGAUUAUGAUGCCUGGAAGGUGUGUCUCCGACUUCGAGAUAAUGGGCUUCUGGCCAAGCCAACCCAUGGUGACAUCAUCAGGCUGGCACCCCCGCUCGUGAUCAAAGAGGAUGAGAUCCGCGAGUCUGCCGAGAUCAUUCACAAGACCAUCUUGUCUUUCUGA
This is a messenger RNA of Orycteropus afer afer, 1320 nucleotides long. RefSeq names its product ornithine aminotransferase (gene OAT). Gene Ontology annotation, cellular component: cytoplasm. Gene Ontology annotation, molecular function: pyridoxal phosphate binding; L-ornithine transaminase activity; identical protein binding. The coding region runs from base 1 to 1320 and encodes 439 amino acids. The transcript is spliced from 9 exons. NCBI's taxonomy places the organism in Eukaryota, Metazoa, Chordata, Mammalia, Tubulidentata, Orycteropodidae. The record is from RefSeq and is a predicted model, not a curated record.